CCGGUCCGUCCGAUCUGAGUGGGGACGGGGUCCAUCCGAUCUGAGUGGUGACACGCGGCGGACAGCGUGGCGGAGUACACGUAGGAGAGGAGAGGAGAGGAAGCAGCAGUGUUCACGUGGACAGAGGAGCCAGCGGUGUGGGAGGUUGAGAGAGAGAGAGAGAGAGAGAGAGAGAGAGAGAGAGAAGGCGCAGCCAUGAUUACGGCACGUGGGCGACUGCUGGUGGCGCGAGUCGCUGCGCUCGCGCUGCGAGAUGCGAGGCCGCGACUCUCGCGGAGUCUGCAUCAGGUCGGGACUGGGACUGACUUGACCGUUGCAAGACGAGGAUGGGGAUCGCCAUUCGGCUCAUCAACGACGAGAGUACAACGGGUAAGGCGGCCAUUCGAUUUUCAAUUCUAAUAAACUGGAUCUCAUUCGUUGCAAUCAUCAACAAUUCGAAACCGAAUAUUCAACGAAAGUACCCCAUCUUCGAGAUUGAUGAUGUCCAUGCUGCUGCUGCUGCUGAUUAUGCUGCUGCUGAUGAUGUUGAUGAUGAUGAUGUUGAUGAUGUUGAUGAUGAUGAUGAUGAUGUUGAUGAUGAUGAUGAUGUUGAUGAUGUUGAUGAUGAUGAUGGUGAUGAUGAUGAUGAUGAUGAGUAUCGAAUAUUUUGCCUGUCGAAGUAUGCCGAGUUUGAAUCGAUGAAACAGUACAACAUCGCGACCGGGAUGACGGUGACGAGAAAGAGCAUGUGGACUCGGCCGAUCCGUCUGAUUCGGGUGAAGAAGGAGCGCAUGUUGCUCGAGUUGCGGGCGGCGGCUGAUUUGGCUAAUUUCAGGGAUCGCUCGCUCAUUCUGAUUAAUUUGCCGGAGGACGUGAAGAUUCACGACAUUGAACGCUUGUUUGACGGCAACAGGAUUGCUGCCCACGGUAUAAAGCUCUUUACAAUUAUGCAUGAGAUAGUGAAGACGCCCCCGAGAUUGCGGCUGCAGGGCGAGAGGAGGCACGAGCUCCACAAUAUCAUGGAAAAGAGGGCAGUGGUGAAAUUCGAAUCGGAAUUGGAGGCGUUGAGAGCGCUGCGUGAGAAGCAGGGCGAUUUUGUUUUCGACCGUGAGGUGCAGCUGAAGUUUCUGCGUUGAUUCGGGCGAGCUGCUGCUGCAUAGGAAACGGCGGCGAUGAUUCCGGCGUAUUGUUUUUGUCUUAUCUUUUUCUCUCUACGGGCGUAGCUGGAAGGUGAACUAGUUGGACGGAUGACAGUGGUAGUAGUAGUCGUAGUCAUAAUCGUCGUCGUCGUUGUCGUGGUUGUCGUUGUAGCAGUGUUUGUGUGGAGUGGGUGGUGGUAGACCUUGAAGGGUGGGUGUCUGAGGGUCCCAGGUGGGCCUCUGAGGGUCCCAUGGUGGGCCUCUGACGGUCCCAGGUGGGCCUCUGAGGGUCCCAUGGUGGACCUCUGAGGGUCCCAUGGUGGGCCUCUGAGGGUCCCAUGGUGGGCCUCUGAGUAUGGAUCAACACAGGGGAAGACGGGAAAGAGGGAGAGGGAGAGGGAGAUGGAAGGGAGAGGAAGGGCGAGAUGGAGAGGGAGAGGGAGAAGUCGAGGAGGAGGAGGAGGGUGAAAGCACAGGUCAGGUAUCUGACUAGAAGAGUAGGUUGCCAGGUCAAGUUCUUUGUAUCUGGACCGGUUAUAGCUUCUGAGGGCUUACUCGACCACUUCAGAAUUCUGUGGGAGUGUCACACCUUUCCGAAGGGCGUGUCGUUCACACAUGUUUCCAUGUCAAGAGCACAUUUUUUUAAAUUGAAAAGUGAAUGCAUCGUUGGUCGGUCAGUCAGUAAACAAUAGCUCUGCGU
Molecule: messenger RNA, 1818 nt
Organism: Chara braunii
Lineage: Eukaryota; Viridiplantae; Streptophyta; Charophyceae; Charales; Characeae
Source: the annotation of a GenBank genome assembly